Alligator sinensis (Chinese alligator) is the source of this 2441-nucleotide messenger RNA. It is a transcript of the gene S1PR1, whose product is annotated as sphingosine-1-phosphate receptor 1. The coding region runs from base 265 to 1404 and encodes 379 amino acids. NCBI's taxonomy places the organism in Eukaryota, Metazoa, Chordata, Crocodylia, Alligatoridae. The transcript is spliced from 2 exons. Gene Ontology annotation, cellular component: membrane. Gene Ontology annotation, biological process: sphingosine-1-phosphate receptor signaling pathway; angiogenesis. The record is from RefSeq and is a predicted model, not a curated record. Gene Ontology annotation, molecular function: sphingosine-1-phosphate receptor activity.
GGGGGGGGGGGCGGCCGGCGAGGAAGCGCUCGGCGCUGCGCGGCUGGGGCUGGGCAGCGCUGGGGCAAACAUGCGGAGCGCGGCCGAGGCGGUGUCUGCACAGCGGAGCGCCGCAGCCAGGGUUGUGGUUUCUGAAGCUGUCUGAAGAGUGCCAGAGACUGGCCCCUCCACGGUGGGGACACAGCCACGGGGUAGGCUGCUGAAGUUUCCCUUGGACUUCACCCUCUGGCGGCUGGCUGGGGAAGUGCUGCUCAGCCUGGGACCAUGGGCUCCAACAGCAUCUCCCACAUGAAAGCCACUGGCAACUUCUCUGUCAGUCCUAACGACUACAUAAUUCACAAGCAUUACAACUACACAGGAAAGCUAAACGACAAAGUGGACAGUGGAAUAAAAGUUACCUCAGUGGUUUUUAUCAUCAUUUGCUGCUUUAUCAUCUUAGAGAACAUUUUUGUCCUGCUGACUAUCUGGAAAACCAAGAAGUUUCACAGACCCAUGUACUAUUUCAUUGGAAACUUAGCUCUUUCAGACUUGUUGGCUGGAGUGGCAUAUAUUGCCAACCUCUUAUUAUCCGGACCCAAAACCUACACUUUGUCCCCUCCCCAGUGGUUUCUAAGGGAAGGCAGCAUGUUUGUUGCCCUGUCAGCUUCUGUGUUCAGCCUCCUGGCUAUUGCCAUUGAGAGGUAUAUCACCAUGCUGAAGAUGAAACUCCACAAUGACAGCAACAGUUUCCGCUCCUUCCUGCUAAUCAGUGCCUGCUGGGUUAUCUCCGUGAUACUAGGGGGUCUCCCUAUCAUGGGCUGGAACUGCAUUGAUUGCAUGCAUAAGUGCUCUACUGUGCUGCCCCUCUAUCAUAAGCAUUAUAUUCUUUUUUGCACCACCGUUUUAAACGUCCUAUUAUUGUCCAUUGUGGCCCUCUAUUGCAGGAUCUAUUCCAUGGUCAGGACUAGGAGCCGCAGCCUAACAUUUCGGAAAAACAUUGCCAAAGCCAGCAAGAGCUCAGAAAAGUCCCUUGCCUUGCUCAAGACAGUGAUCAUUGUCCUCAGUGCCUUCAUUGUUUGCUGGGCACCCCUGUUCAUCCUGCUUUUGCUGGAUGUGGGGUGUAAAGUGAAGGCCUGUCCAAUCCUUUUCAAAGCGGAGUAUUUCCUAGUGCUGGCUGUGCUCAAUUCCGGCACCAACCCAAUCAUCUAUACCCUCACCAACAAAGAGAUGAGGAGGGCCUUCUUAAAGAUCAUGCUUUGCUGCAAAUGCCCCUCUGCAGACUCCGGGACCAAAUUCAAAAGGCCGAUUAUAGGAGGGAUGGAGUUCAGCAGAAGUAAAUCUGACAACUCUUCCCACCCACAGAAGGAGGAGGGUGACUGCCCAGAGACGAUCGUGUCUUCAGGCAACAUCAACUCAUCUUCCUAGACAUACCCACGGGGGCUGGUUUCAAAGCCUCUGCUUUGAAAUCUGACAGGCAAGAAGCCUCUUGCUCAUAGUAGCUAGGCAGGGAAGUGGCGUACAUGAGCAAGGUAGCAUUAGUUCUGAAGAGGCCUAUAGUGCACUUGUGUGGCUGGAGUUCAAGAAGUGGGACAGACUGUUCUGGCUUGAAAACAUUUCCCCCUGGAGCAUGUUUUGUCUUUGCACUGAGGCAGUUCAAAAUUGUUGGGAGCAUUCAGAGCCUGAAGUCUCCUUAGUAACUCAGAAAGACUGAUGCCUUGGUGGAAUGAUGCCUGUUGUGUGUGCGAGUGGAAAAGGGGAAGGGGGAAGGGGAGAAUUGACUUUUUUGUUGUUCUUUGAGAAGAAUGUGAAGUUAUUUUUUCCUUUCAAUUGCAGUGAGCCCCUUACACAAAGCUAUUUCUGUACCAAGUUUAGUGGUAGCUCUGGCAUCCUUGGUCAGAAGAGUUUCUUUAGCAUACGGUAAAGAAAGAAAUCCCGCCCAUGUAAUCUAGAUCAUGGUCAACCACAGUUUGGCUUCCCUCCAACUGAGUUUUUAAAUGUCACAAGCUUUCUUUGGUAGAAUCCAAGAGGGUUUAUUUUGUUUGUUUUUUUUUACCCGGAUCAAAUUUUUCUGAAGGUUCUUAUUACUGGUUAAGAACACAAACCAGACUUUGCAUUUGGCUCCAGCCCUGCAACUCUUGAAAAAAUCAACAGACUUUUCUGGAGAAUUAGCUCAGAGCAGCAUUUGGUCCUACAUCUCUUUUGACUUGCUUCUCAUGAAAUAAGUUGUUACCACAGUUGCAAGAGAGAACUAAAGUUCUUUGCUCUUUUAGAUGAUUCUCACACUUGCAAAAGUAAGUAUAAUAGUAUUGCAUACUGUUGAUGUCAGUGGGAAUUGUAAUCAAGCAAGAAUUUCAGGGCUGGUCCACAGUGUUUCCAAAGAUAAAGACUGAUGAUAAAAUAUGAACAGAAGAUCAUGGGAAUCAGAAAAAUUAAAAAAUAAAUUGUUGUUAGUCCAAGUGAAA